Messenger RNA from Symbiodinium pilosum, 1263 nucleotides. The record is from the annotation of a GenBank genome assembly. NCBI's taxonomy places the organism in Eukaryota, Dinophyceae, Suessiales, Symbiodiniaceae.
AUGGCCCGCCGCCUUCGGCGCUUGCGCUCAAUUGCAGUACUGGUGGCCUUGGCUCCCCUGGCAGUGGCAUGGCUUGGUCCCAGUGCGCGGACGCCACGGGUUGCGCGACGUGCAGCUGACGCAGCGGUUGUCAACCCUGGAGAGGCUGUUGGGCGCUGGUGGAAUGAGACAUACGAGUUUUGGGAAGCGCUCGAGAUCUGGAAUGCUCCCAGCUUGCAAGAGGACAAGCGGUCUGAGGCUGUCGAGCUUUCACAGUUGUUGCAGAAGGUGAACGCCACUGCUCUUAAAGCCAACGCCCAGACUGGCGUGGCAAAGACACAGACCCGUGAGGACCUCUCCAAGCUGCUAGAACUCUUGCCGGCCGUCACACUCGCAUACUACCGGAUGCGCUUCACCAGUGUCUUUGACAAGGCCCCGGUCAAGCGCGGACUCUCCAGCACUGCGGUCUACGCCAACCUCGCCUUGCUGGCAGUGUUUGUGCGCGUGGUUGCGCCGCGGUUGCUGGCAGCUGAUAAUUUGGAUGAGUUUUUCGAGGCUGUGCAGCCUUUGGGUGUCCCUGAUCGCGCAUCCUUGAUGGGUAUUCUGCAGUCAAUUGCUGCCUAUGACACAGCGACGAAGGUUGGGCUGUAUGUGCUGGCGUUCGUGGCUGAAAAGCUGUUCAUGUUGACAGAGUUCCUGCCCAUCCAAAUUGCGCUGAAAACGAUGGCGCCCAUUAUCUUUGGAGGCCUAGUGCAGGGUGCAAUUGCCUCAGCAGCAACGGAAACCUUGGCCGCUGCCUCCAACUUCCUCAUUGGCCGAUCAUUUUUGGCGGAUGGGCUGCGGGGCUUCUCCGUGUUCGGCAGCGAGCCGGUGGGGAAGGCCUCCUGGUUCCACUCCCUGGAACGGGCUGCGCAGGAAGAUGGUGCGCGGUUGACGUUGCUGCUUAGACUGGCACCUGUCCUGCCCUUGCCUUUUGACUCUUACUGGUAUUUGUUGGGCGCCCUUGAUGUGGGGCUGGGCGAGUUUGCCGUUGCCCACUUCGCUGGCUGCUUGAAGACGGCAUUCCUGGAUGCGUCCUUUGGGAUGCUGCUGCUGACUUCGGUCGGCAAUGACGGUAGCGCUGUGCAGUCGCAGGCACAGCAAAUUGUGCUGGUCGAGUCUGUCGCUUUUGCAGUGGUUGCGGUACUGGUGAGCACAGUGGCAACGAGGCUGAUAAAUGAGCUUCUAGGCUUGGACAAGGACGCCAAAGAUGAGUCCAAGGAGUCUGCUCGCCCCGUGGAUUAG